This is a messenger RNA of Ilex paraguariensis (yerba mate), 686 nucleotides long. NCBI's taxonomy places the organism in Eukaryota, Viridiplantae, Streptophyta, Magnoliopsida, Aquifoliales, Aquifoliaceae. The record is from the annotation of a GenBank genome assembly.
ACUGAUACAUUCAUUCUUUCAAUCACAAAUUUUAGUGAGAUAUUGAGGCAGAAAAAUGAGCAGAGAAGGAGACUGGAUGUGCGGUUCAUGCCAACACUUGAACUUCAAAAAGCGGGAUUCGUGCCAAAAGUGUGGCUACCCCAGGUAUGGUGGGACUGAUGUGUCAUCAUACGGGAUAAAACAAACAGAAGUCUUGGCUGGGGACUGGUACUGCACUUCCAUGAACUGUGGAGCACACAAUUAUGCCAGCAGGACAAGCUGCUAUAGGUGUGCUACACCAAAAGAUGGUUAUGCAGCAUAUGGGAGUGGCAUGAUGGGAUCGGUAGGUUAUGUAUCUGACACCACUGUCCCACCUGGUUGGAAAACUGGUGACUGGAUAUGCAGCAGACUAGGAUGUGGUGUACACAACUAUGCCUGUAGGAUGGAAUGUUUCAAAUGCAAGACACCUAGGGAUUUUGGAGGAGCAGUCUGAGGAAGGUGGAUUAAGAGAGAGAAUCAAACUUAAUUCCAAUUUUUCUGCAGUUCUAAAUUCUAACCCUCCUAAAACACAUUUUCAUUUUUCUGUCUGUCCUUUUUACUUUCUCUUUUCUUUCCUCAUCAGCAUAAAAAGCUCUUGAUUUAUGGUUGAUUACCCAUUUUCAUUAGCAUUGACCUGUAUUUGCCCAAGUAAGGCUUUCGAACUUUUU